Messenger RNA from Anthonomus grandis grandis, 1588 nucleotides. RefSeq names its product pleiotropic regulator 1 (gene Tango4). Gene Ontology annotation, cellular component: Prp19 complex; precatalytic spliceosome; catalytic step 2 spliceosome. Bases 114 to 1475 code for a protein of 453 amino acids. Gene Ontology annotation, molecular function: protein binding. The transcript is spliced from 7 exons. Lineage: Eukaryota; Metazoa; Arthropoda; Insecta; Coleoptera; Curculionidae. Gene Ontology annotation, biological process: mRNA splicing, via spliceosome. The record is from RefSeq and is a predicted model, not a curated record.
GCAAAAAAUUAUUGAGUGUUUUGUUUUCUUUGAUAGGUUAAAAAUGUUUUUAAUUAUAGUUCUAUAGUUGUAUUAAAUUUAUUAUUCAAUAAACUAAAAUCAUAUCUCACACAAUGACCGAAGACGUACAAAGGCACUCUGUUCACACCCUUGUGUUCAGAUCCUUAAAGAGGUCCCAUGAUAUGUUUCUUUCAAAUCAGGGGCUCUUGCCUCCUAUAGACGAAACGGCAGACAAGGUUAGGCGAACGAUUAAAGCGAGAGCAUUUUAUGGCCUGGUAUUUGAUGAUGUUAAAAAAAUGCAAGCAAUGAAAAACUUAAGAGAUUCUGAAGCAGGUCCUAAUCCUCCACCACCAGGCACAGAUACAAAUGAUACAAGUUCAAAUGAGAAUGCCUUGGUUCCACUUGCUGAAACUGUGGUGGCAAAUCGAGCCCAACAGAACACUCAAAAUCAGUUAGCUAAUAUUAUGAAACGAGCGCCAUCUAUGCCCAAACCAAAGUGGCAUCCACCAUGGAAACUUUAUAGAGUGAUUUCUGGACAUUUAGGUUGGGUUAGAUGUGUAGCUGUGGAACCAGGAAAUGAGUGGUUCGCAACUGGUGCUGCUGACAGGAUAAUAAAAAUUUGGGAUUUAGCGUCAGGGCAGCUAAAAGUAUCUCUAACGGGUCAUGUUAGUACAGUUAGGGGACUUGCAGUUAGCUCAAGACACCCAUAUUUAUUUAGUUGUGGUGAGGAUCGUCAAGUGAAGUGCUGGGAUUUAGAAUAUAAUAAGGUCAUUAGGCAUUACCAUGGGCACUUAUCAGCAGUUUAUUCUCUAGCAUUACAUCCGACAAUCGAUGUUUUACUGUCUGCUGGUAGGGAUUCAACAGCAAGAGUCUGGGACAUGAGGACAAAAGCUAAUAUUCAUACACUAACAGGUCAUACACAUACUGUUGCAAAAGUUUUAUCUCAAGCAUCUGAACCCCAAGUAAUCACUGGUUCCCACGACACAACGAUAAGAUUAUGGGAUUUGGCUGCAGGAAAAUCAAUUUGUACACUUACUAACCAUAAAAAGAGUGUCAGAGACUUAGUUUUUCAUCCAACAUUGAACAUGUUUGCCUCUGGAUCGCCCGAUAAUAUCAAACAGUGGAAAUGCCCGGACGGGAAAUUUAUUCAAAACUUGUCUGGACAUAACGCCAUCAUUAACUGUCUAGCUGUGAAUGCCGAAAGUGUUUUGGUUUCCGGAGGAGAUAAUGGAACGUUGCAUUUUUGGGAUUGGCGCACAGGUUACAACUUCCAAAGGUUACAAGCCCCUGUACAACCUGGGUCAAUGGACAGCGAAGCGGGUAUUUUCUCAAUGAUAUUUGACAAUUCUGGUUCCAGACUUAUUACAACUGAAGCUGAUAAGACAAUUAAAAUUUAUAAAGAAGAUGACACUGCCACAGAAGAGUCCCACCCUAUUAACUGGAAGCCCGACAUCCUUAAGAGGAGAAAGUUCUAAGAAUAAUAAUAUUGUUUUAUAAGGUAAUUGUCAGUAUAAAGUGCUGUUUUUUUAUAAAAUUAUUUUAUAUAUUUCAACAUGUAAAAACUAAAUAAAUGCACACUAAAAAUCUA